Physeter macrocephalus (sperm whale) is the source of this 604-nucleotide messenger RNA. Its product is annotated as V-set and transmembrane domain-containing protein 4. Lineage: Eukaryota; Metazoa; Chordata; Mammalia; Artiodactyla; Physeteridae. The record is from RefSeq and is a predicted model, not a curated record. The transcript is spliced from 3 exons. Gene Ontology annotation, cellular component: membrane. The annotation marks the transcript as partial.
GGGGGGCGUGUGGGGGUUGGUUGUGGUGGCGGGCAGGCGGCGGCGCUGCUCCCGCGUCACAGCGCCGGGCGCGGCGGGGAGAUGCGGCUCCUGGCGCUGGCGGCGGCCGUGCUGCUGGCGCGGGCUCCGGCCCCGGAGGUCUGUGGGGCCCUCAAUGUCACUGUGUCCCCGGGGCCCGUGGUUGACUACCUGGAGGGGGAAAAUGCUACUCUUCUCUGCCACGUCUCCCAGAAGAGGCGGAAGGACAGCUUGCUGGCCGUGCGCUGGUUCUUUGCGCGCCCGGACUCCCAGGAGGCCCUGAUGGUUAAGAUGACCAAGCUCCGGGUGGUGCAGUACUAUGGGAAUUUCAGCCGCAGCGCCUACCGUCAGAGGCUGCGCCUCCUUGAGGAGCGGCGCGGGGUGCUCUACACCCUCUCCGUCUUGACCCUCCGGCCAGCCGAUCAAGGGCAUUACGUCUGCAAAGUCCAGGAAAUCAGCAAGCACAGGAAUAAGUGGACAGCUUGGUCCAAUGGCUCCUCGGGGACAGAAAUGAGAGUGAUUUCCCUCAAAGCGUCUGAAGAUUCAUCGUUUGAGAAAAAGAAAGAGACCUGGGCAUUUUUUGAAG